Ceraceosorus bombacis is the source of this 2817-nucleotide messenger RNA. The record is from the annotation of a GenBank genome assembly. Lineage: Eukaryota; Fungi; Basidiomycota; Exobasidiomycetes; Ceraceosorales; Ceraceosoraceae.
AUGCGCACGACUUCUUUAUUCAGCGCUCUGGCGGUGCUUUGGCCAGCAGCUUGCCAAGCUUGGUACUUACCAGGUGCAGCUCCACGCUCUUAUGCUCCUGGGGAUGUUGUUCCAUUCACAGUCAAUGCCCUAGCCCCGGCUGCCUCGUCCCCUGGCCUUCCACCUUCAUCGGCGCAGGGCACGGUCUCUUCUUCAACUCAGCUCAAGAGCAUCACCAGCGUCAACUACUACGAGCCCAGACUCCAUUUCUGCAGACCCCCUGGCGGAGAGGUGUCCCAAACGGAAAGUUUAGGUGCUGUGCUCUUUGGAGACCGUAUCUACAACAGUCCCAUCGAGGUGAGUAAGAAUGGCUCGUCUGCUCUCCACCAUCUCCAGAGCAGCGCGUCGGCCACUGCGAGUCAGAACGUGUGCUGGGGCUUGAAGGGAAUGCAAAUUUUGGAGUUGAAAGCGCGCACUGCGAUGCACCGAAGUAACUCUGACGGGCACCUUCGAUCGAUGCGAUGCCUCAGGCCCAUCUCCUCAAGAACGAGUCGUGCCAGCACAUUUGCACUAGUUCGGUCCCAAAAGAAGACUUUGGCUACAUCAACGACAAGAUCCAAGAACAAGUGAGGAUGACUGAUGCAUCAGUUCUGCUGCGUACAGCGCUGAUCUCGCUCUCGGCACCCAAAAUUGCAGUAUGCGGUGAAUUGGAUGGUCGAUGGAUUGCCGGCAGCGACCAAAAGGGUCGCGGACAGGACGCGAGAGAUCUGUGAGCGAUACCUCGCAGCCGCGCUUCCCUACAUGUGCGAGCUCAACAGUUACUCUGGUUGCUUCUGCAGUCUACUCGAUCGGCUUUCCGCUGGGUCGUCAAUUCGACCAUCACGGUUUGGAGCUGAAAACUCCCGCUUUGCAUAAUCACUACGAGGCCCUCAUCGAGUAUCAUCAACACGCGCCCAACGAAUACAGAAUUGUUGGGGCGACUGUUUGGCCAGAGUCGAAGGACAGCUUGCGGGGAUCAGCGGGAAGCAAGCCAGACUGCGGCAAUGUUGACUUGCUAACUUUGGACGAGAGCUCCUCGGGCGCAGGCAAGGAGGUUGCGUACACGUAAGUGGGGCAGCGUCGCCAAAUUGUAAUGCUCCGAGGAUUAAGCUUUGCGCAAUCCUGUGGAUGCUCGCAGCAUCACUACUUACUGGAUUGAGAGCAAGACGCCCUGGGCGACGAGAUGGGACAACUACCUCCGCGUCUGUGAGUGCCAUUUCGUCAUUCUUUCCAAAGCAAUUACUCGCAAGACUGACUCAUCGUUGUCUGCUUGGCAGUCGAUCCGCGCAUCCACUUCUUUGCGCUCGCCAACAGCGUCAUCGUAGUAGUCUUCUUGAUCAUCAUGGUGAGCACCAAGCCGUGCCUGUCUCUACCUGAUUGUGUUGACCUCAAUCCGCGCGCUACAUUAACACAGGUCGGCAUGAUCCUUGCGCGAUCGGUCAGUCGGGACAUCCAUAGGUACAAUGCCAUCGACCUCGAUGAGGAUGUCCAGGUAAGUUUUGCAGCGGGCUCACCCCUUCGUGCCUGCGCACACCUACUGAAAGAGAGACGAUGUGGUAACUGCGCAGGAGGAGUACGGUUGGAAGCUCGUUCACGCAGAUAUUGGAAGGACCCCAUCUCGGCCACUGCUUUUGGCUGUCAUGGUUGGCACAGGCACACAGCUCGUAGCCAUGGCGGGCGUUACCCUCGUGUUCGCCCUGCUCGGCUUCCUCUCGCCAUCCAAUCGAGGCAGUUUGGGAACCGUGAUGGUGGUUACUUGGACGCUUUUUGGCGGUGUGUCGGGCUACUUCUCAAGCAGGAUCCAUGUUAGCCUUAAUGGAGAGGACUGGAAGAAGUGCACGUUUCUCACCGCCUUUGCCUUUCCUUUCGUCGUCUUCUCUUCCAUUCUGUGAGUGCUUUGGUGCGCCAGGACUUGCCGACCACAACUUACCUGAAGCACCUCCGUACCAGCGCGAUCAACUUCUUCCUGCUGGUCUCGGGCUCCUCUGGUGCUAUUCCCUUUGGCACUUUGCUAGCGCUGGUCGCUCUCUGGUUCCUGAUUAGUGUUCCCCUCACGCUAGUCGGCUCCUUUUUGGGCAUCAGGAGCGGUGGCUGGGCCACUCCAACACGCACGAAUGCCAUCCCAAGGCAGAUACCACCGGUGCAGUGGUAUCUGAGACCGUUGCAGAGCGCCAUCAUGGCAGGCAUCCUGCCAUUUGGUGCAGCAUUCCUAGAGCUCUUUUUCGUGCUCAACUCUCUCUUUGGAACGCGGAGUGAGUUUUCCAAAAGCCUGCACCUAUCGCCUUGUUGAUUCUAGAAAAGCUAACAAGUGCCUAUGAACGCUACAUAGUCUACGUGGCGUUCGGUUUCUUGGCAUUGACAUUCAUCGUGACUGCUUUAGUGCGUACCAUCAAAGCAUCUUUGCAAAGAAGACGAUAUUGACUUCCCAUUCCAAAACAACACAGACUACGGCGACUGUCACGAUCCUGUAUACCUACUUCGCGCUGUGUGCUGAAGACUAUAGGUGGCACUGGAGAGCUUUCAUGACAGGUGGAGGAUCCUCUUUCUGGCUCUUUGCAUACGGCGUGAGUAUACCAGCUUCAGCCUCAUGCACGCGUUUCUGACGUUGGUCAUUCUGCGUCCGAUCAGCUCUUUUAUUGGGCGACAAGAUUGUCUCUGCCAGGUUUGUCCACCAAAAUCCUGUACCUGGGAUACCUGAGUCUUUUGGGCCUGGUCAACUUCUUGCUCUUUGGCUCAAUAGGCUACUUUGCGGCGUGGAUGGCCGUCAAGCGGAUGUACACUGCGGUCAGAGUCGAUUAG